Talaromyces proteolyticus is the source of this 888-nucleotide messenger RNA. Its product is annotated as RTA1 like protein. The coding region runs from base 1 to 888 and encodes 295 amino acids. Gene Ontology annotation, cellular component: membrane. NCBI's taxonomy places the organism in Eukaryota, Fungi, Ascomycota, Eurotiomycetes, Eurotiales, Trichocomaceae. The transcript has 3 exons. The record is from RefSeq and is a predicted model, not a curated record.
AUGCAACAGAAACUCUCUUUCUACGACUUCAAUCCGUCGUUGGCCGCCGCCGUGCUUUUCGCCGCGCUCUAUGGCAUCUGUUUUAUCUUGACGACGGCCUUGUGGGUGAAACACAGAGCUUGGGUGUGUGUUAUCAUGGUCGUGGCUGUAGCAAUGGAAACGGUUGGAUACAUUGGCAGGUCUAUCUCGACUCAAAAUGUUACCAAUCAGUCAAUCUACGUCCUUCAAUUUGCUCUUACCGUGCUUGCGCCUGUCCUGGUCGCAGCGUUCUGCUAUAUCAUUUUCGGGCGGAUUGUCUUCCUUGCUGUGCCGAGAGGGUCUAGAACUCUAAAACUCAUUUGGGUGCCUCCUCGAUUUGUGACUCCAAUCUUUGUCUUCUUCGAUAUCAUUGCCCUGCUAUUGCAAUUGGCGGGUGCGGUUAUCAUCUCGGGAACCCAGGCUACAGAUAAAGAUGCACAAAAGAAGAUUAAUAAUGGUAAAGGAAUCGCCCAGGCUGGUGUGGUGGUACAAUUGGCAGCAUUUGGUCUGUUUUCAAUAAUCGCCGUUCGCUUUAAUUUCACGUCCAAAAGAUUUAAAAAAUCAGCCCACGAGCAAUUCCCUGACGAAGAAAAUGACCGUACACUCCAAAUGGACACUGCGCCUAAACAGAAACACUGGCCAGCGAUUCUGCGAGUUGUGAACUUAGUAUCUGGCUUGAUUUUGAUUCGUACUAUUUAUCGUAUGAUCGAAUUCAACGAAGGUCCUUCGGGCUAUCUUAGCACGAACGAGUGGUGCACGUACGUUUUCGACGCGCUCGUGAUUCUUCCGUGCUUUGUUCUGUUUAUCUGGUGGCAUCCCGCCAAAUAUCUACCGUAUCUCGGCUUCCGUCUGCCAAAGCACGCGCGAUGA